Molecule: messenger RNA, 900 nt
Organism: Colletotrichum karsti
Lineage: Eukaryota; Fungi; Ascomycota; Sordariomycetes; Glomerellales; Glomerellaceae
Exons: 3
Coding region: 1-900 (299 amino acids)
Source: RefSeq, a predicted model, not a curated record
AUGGCAGCGACGGAGACGAGACAACCCGAGACGGAGUCCAAGCCGGAAGAAUGGUCCUUCGUCAAGUCCAAAUCACGGUUCCGUAGGAAUCCUCCCAAGGUACCGGCGAAGUACCUAAACGCAUCCAAGACCGACAAUGAACCCCGCACCUACAAGUCCGUCGCCGAGAUCACGGCCGAGUACGAGAACUUCAAGACCCGCUGGCGCGACACGACGUGCCAUUCCAAAAUCAAGGAACUAGUGAAGGCGAACGCCGGCGAUGGUAGAAGGGUACGGCGGGCGGUAUGUCUCGGUGUCGGCACGUUUGACCCGGAGGAUGGCGGAUGGGACGCAAAGAGGAGGAGUUAUAUUCAGCUGGACGGAUUCUUGACUGUUGUGGAAGUCUUGUCCGAGAUUUACGAUGAUGUCAUUCCGUGUUCCUUCCAAGAACCGAGAUUCACGACUAACGACACCGAAUUCCUGACGAAUCUUGGCCACAAAGUAGUCGAGUCGCCUGCUGCCUUCGAGGCUGUUGACGAAGACACCCUAGUAUUCGCGAUUCACAUGUAUCGCCCGAUAUACGAGUUGGCGUUGGAGAAAGCCUCGCCAGCCAUGUUUGUCGGGACCGGCUGGGACGUCUGGGAUGGAGCCGGAACGAUGAAGGAUGGAGAGUUCAAGUGCAUGAGUGGUAUGCACAGAUCACACAAGCAGUUUGCUUUUCCUCAAGAUGGCACAUACACGAGCUUCUCGAGUACAUGUCUCUACUGGCGUCCGAAACCUGAAGCACCAUCAAUAGGAGCUCAUCGGGUUUCGGAGAAGGCUCCUGAUGAAAUCAGAAAUACGGAAGAUAUCAAACAGAUCAUCGAUGGAAACGCCGAUCAGAAGACCGAGAAGAAGGAUGCUGAAGAGGAUGUCGCCUGA